Messenger RNA from Hypoxylon fragiforme, 1262 nucleotides. RefSeq lists its product as uncharacterized. The coding region runs from base 532 to 795 and encodes 87 amino acids. The transcript has a single exon. Lineage: Eukaryota; Fungi; Ascomycota; Sordariomycetes; Xylariales; Hypoxylaceae. The record is from RefSeq and is a predicted model, not a curated record.
AAAAUGCACCGGAGUUCCAUUUUCAUGCUUUACAUACAUUGCCAUCUCCGUUUCACAAACCCUCCAUUCUAGUCCGAAACUCCACGGCACUCUUCCAAUUCGUCUCUUAACCUUUCCAGGUUUUGUUCUAUUCGCCUGCCUACUUGAGAGGUGUGGCAUGAUCAUGUUGUUACUAGACAACUGAGAUUCAUUGCCGUAAAAAAAGUUUCAAAUCACGAGGCGGCAGUAUCAUACGCCAAUAUUUCGAUGUUGACCAAUUGAGACUCACAUACAUUUCGGGUGGUCGCUGCUGUUAUUAGACAGCUCACAAGAGAUUUUUCGAUCAUCCGAAUAUUCAUUUUAUGGGCGGAGGAGAUUGGGACUUGGGGACAAAUACCCAAGUAUCGGCGAUUAGCAUCACAAGAUUGUCAGCUUAGUUCUGAGCUCCUACUUACGAUAUUCUCGCGCAACGAGAACUAUCGUGUCUGAAGUCCUUCCGGCGCAUCAUUUCUCGUUUAGACUCUGCCUAUUCUUGACCUUCAGUUUUGGGCAAUGUGUAAGGAGCUCUACCAACGUUGGAAUGGCUGCUCCUGCUGGGGUUUCAUACAGCCUCAAACUUGCGCCGAAUUGUUUAAAAGGUGCCUGGGACCUAGAGGUGAGGUGGACAAAGUUGUCAUCAAAUGGAACGACGGAAUGUGCAACGAAUGCUGGGAUAGGCUCUGGCAAGAAGCAAGAGAGAUGGCAGAGGCCGAAACAGCAGCCGAAGCCCUAGCAGCAGCCUCUGCUUCUUCUGAGAGUCGUUCGUCUCGCAGCUAAGGCCAAGGCCUUCGGGCAAAGGAUACACCUCAGUACCAACGAUCCUACCUACCUAUGUACAAUACAUACAGAUGUAGGUAGGUACUGGUAACAGCGAAAUCGGACAAGGUAUAACUGAGUUGGGAAAUAAUCCCAGCAUCUCAAAAACGUGGAGAGGCACUGAAGGCUUUUAGUUCGAGAAGAUCAAACGAUAAGCCAUGCAUAUAAAAAUGGGGUACCAAGUCCAUGUACUCUCGAGUAUCUUUGUCCUUUUUUUCCCUUUUUUAUUAUUAUGAGACCAGAAGAUCAUGUUUAUGAAAAUAGGAGAGAAAAGGUGUGUUUGGUAGGUAGUACCUUAUGUAGAUUAGUACAUACAUACAUACAUAAUACCUACAUAGGAUUAUAGGCAUUGUGUAGUUAGAAUGGGGGGUAACAGAUAAUGAAUUCAAUCAUUGAUGUUAUUCAGUGAAAAGGUGAGAAAGUGAAAA